AUGCCUUUUUUGGAUGACGGCCAAAUUUGGACUGUCUCCUUUCUCGUCCGUCCACUGGGGCUCCUUUGCUAUAUGGCCUCAUCAUCGCAGGCUACAGAGCCUACCGCGGCGAGCAGCAGCAGCAGCAGCGGUGGCGGCGGCGGCGGCGGCGGUACUGCGGGACAGGACACGUCGAGCAGCCUCUAUCUAUUUACUUUCCUUGCCACACUGUUCCUGCUGCUGAUAAUAUCUUCCUCCAUUAUUUUGCGGACCUUUGUGAUGCGACGACGCUUACAGCGGCAUAUGGAAGAAGCAAUGGCUCAGGGAGUCAUUCUCGCCCCCCACAAUCAAGGUUCUAGGAAGAAACGGCUGGGGAGGAAACCAAAAAUGUAUGAAGCCUGGAUUGUCCCCGGUCACGGUGCUGAUACCUGGGAGGAUAUGAUGCCUCUUUCUGCCCAACCUAUAAGGCGGCUCAAGCCUUCCAGCGAUCCGGUCGUUGCAGACAGGUUGGCUCGUGAACACGCUAUGGAUGCUCGCCUCAGGCAUUUCGUCCGGUGGGACUUCCGGGAACCUGACACACGGUUACCGGAACCAGAGGUGCCAAAAGUCUACGUGAUAGACUCGCAAAACCCCAUUCUUCAGGUAUCUGUCUUAAUCGCCAUGCCUUCUCCCAGAUAUCCUUCUUGCAGUUCCUACGACGAUGAAAUACCUGAGAUUGUUGUCGGUGUCGCCCGGCGACCAUAUAUACUUGAAGCAGAUGCAGAGCAGACCCCUUGUUGA
Molecule: messenger RNA, 759 nt
Organism: Guyanagaster necrorhizus
Lineage: Eukaryota; Fungi; Basidiomycota; Agaricomycetes; Agaricales; Physalacriaceae
Exons: 3
Coding region: 1-759 (252 amino acids)
Source: RefSeq, a predicted model, not a curated record